AUGGGCCAGGACGGGCCGUGGCUCAACCUGUCCGGCAGCUCCUGUGCGGCGGGCGGGCCCUUCGCCGCGGGCACGGCCGCGCUGCUGGCCGCGCUCAUGGGGCUGCUGGUGCUGGCCACGGUGCUGGGCAAUGCCCUGGUCAUCCUGGCCUUCGUGGUGGACCGGAGCCUCCGCACGCACGGAAACUUCUUCUUCCUCAACCUGGCCGUGGCCGACCUGCUGGUGGGCGGCUUCUGCAUCCCCCUCUACAUCCCCUACGUGCUGACGGGCGAGUGGAGGCUCGGCCGGGGCUUGUGCAAGCUGUGGCUGGUGGUGGACUACCUGGUGUGCACCGCCUCCGUCUUCAACAUCGUCCUGAUCAGCUUCGACAGGUUCAUCUGUGUCACCAGAGCGGUCAGUUACAGGGCUCAGAAAGGGAUGACCAGAAAUGCAGUACUGAAGAUGAUGGCUGUAUGGAUUGCUGCUUUUCUUCUCUAUGGUCCAGCCAUUCUCAGUUGGGAGCACAUUGCCCAAAAGAGCAUCCUCCCUGAAGGAGAGUGUCAUGCAGAAUUUUUCUACAACUGGUAUUUCCUGAUGAUUGCCUCUACCUUUGAAUUCUUUACACCUUUUAUCACUGUUACAUACUUUAACUUAAGUAUUUACCUCAACAUCAGGAAACGUACAUCCCUCAGAAACAAAAGCCUCUCACCUGGUCAAGAGAACUGUGAAAUGAGCUUCCAGGGGAAGAAAAGGGAACACGCUGUAUUUUUUGUGAAGCCAGCUAACAGAGACAAACACGAGAAGGCAGCAAGCAGCCUUCCUCCCCCAAGAAAGACUUCAAGGCUUCAAGCCUCAGCUGAGCGUGGGAGUUGCUCAUUAAAUCUGAAAGUCAGUCCCGACCUUCCACCCCUGCAGGUGGAUGUGAAGAUGAAGCCUCUUGGGAAUGGUUUCUACAAAGCCACAGAAAGCAGCUGCAACGCCCCCAAAGUGGACUUUGCCAACACUGUGGCAAAUAGAUUGAGACUUUCCCGGGACAAAAGAGUAGCAAAGUCUCUGGCAAUUAUUGUCUGUGUGUUUGGUUUGUGCUGGGCUCCCUACACACUCCUGAUGAUCAUCAGAGCAGCCUGCCAUGGGCACUGUGUGCACUAUUCCCUCUAUGAGAUUUCAUUCUGGCUCCUGUGGGUGAAUUCAGCCAUUAACCCUGUUCUAUACCCACUGUGUCACAUGAGCUUUAGGAAAGCCUUUAUAAAACUCCUGUGUCCAGGAAAGGCCAAAAUUCACCCUCAUAUUUUUAUGUGA
Corapipo altera (White-ruffed manakin) is the source of this 1278-nucleotide messenger RNA. Its product is annotated as histamine H3 receptor-like. Gene Ontology annotation, cellular component: membrane. Lineage: Eukaryota; Metazoa; Chordata; Aves; Passeriformes; Pipridae. Gene Ontology annotation, molecular function: histamine receptor activity. Bases 1 to 1278 code for a protein of 425 amino acids. The transcript has 3 exons. The record is from RefSeq and is a predicted model, not a curated record. Gene Ontology annotation, biological process: adenylate cyclase-activating adrenergic receptor signaling pathway.